Messenger RNA from Pseudovirgaria hyperparasitica, 2448 nucleotides. Its product is annotated as MFS general substrate transporter. The record is from RefSeq and is a predicted model, not a curated record. The transcript is spliced from 4 exons. Gene Ontology annotation, molecular function: transmembrane transporter activity. The coding region runs from base 449 to 2203 and encodes 584 amino acids. NCBI's taxonomy places the organism in Eukaryota, Fungi, Ascomycota, Dothideomycetes, Acrospermales, Acrospermaceae. Gene Ontology annotation, biological process: transmembrane transport.
AGAUCCCGUGGAAAAUCCGUGUCAGCGUAGAUUUGACCUUGCCGCGCGUAGAUACCUGGACACUACUACAGCGUCGGCCGGCCGCUUCGAUGUCGGCUUACAUGAUGAGACCAAAUGAAUCAUAAGGAUUGUUCCCUUUUUAGCGCGCUUGACGACCCGUCGACUCAUCCAACGGACAAGUACCUGUCCGUUGGGCAUCUUGUGGUGUCGUUAUGUUUCCGUGACCGUGGGGCCAAAUACCGUGUCGACAUCCAAUCGCAUACUUAUCCAAGCAGUCAACUCUGGAUUAUUAUGUGGACUUAAACCGUUAUGUCCUUACGCUGAGUACACUGUAUAUAUAUCCACAUCUGACUUCUCCCGAUAUCUUGUCUCAGCUAUUCUCAACGCAUUUGGCCUCAUCGGAGCAGAGUCUGAGGAAUUUUCCGGGAGCACCUCUCUUUCAAUCGCAAUGUCCGCUACUCAAUUUCAAGAUCCGAGCCUGCCUGUCCCACAUCACGUCACAGCCGGCGUGACGUCUUCGUCCAACACAAGUAUGAUCGGUGAGGAGAAGUCUGUCAAAGAACACGAGAGCCUCAACGAGCACGAACAGCACGAACAGCGCGAACAAGAUGCGGAGAAGUUGGACCCUACCACAAUUGGAGCGAAUUUGGAGCCGUCCACCACCGCAGCUUCGACAAGGAGUGCCUGGCUGAAGUUGACGGCUAUCAUUGUUGCCCUUGUCUUGUCGGUCGCACUCGACAUGACCAUCGUAGCCACUGCUAUACCUAGAAUCACCGAUGAGUUUCGAAGCCUCGAAGACGUCGGCUGGUACGGCUCUGCAUUCUUCCUGACAGUCGCAUCAUUUCAAUCCACAUGGGGCAAGGCCUACAAGUAUUUCCCGCUGAAGACUGCUUUCCUCAUCGCCAUCUUUUGGUUUGAGGUUGGCAGUCUCAUCUGUGCUGUAGCGCAAGACAGCACGACAUUGAUUGUAGGCCGCGCCAUCGCUGGCGCUGGAGGAGCUGGAAUUGCCUCUGGGGCAUACACAAUCAUCGCUUUCGCUGCACCUCCCGGCAAGAGUGCGGCGUUCACAGGUAUCCUCGGUGCUGUCUAUGCGGUCGCAUCAGUCAUUGGUCCACUUCUAGGAGGCGUCUUUACAGAUAACUUGAGUUGGAGAUGGUGUUUCUACAUCAACCUGCCAAUCGGCGGUGUCGCCGCAGCCAUCAUCCUGUUCACAUUCAAAACACCUGCGGCCGCAAAACCUCUCGACGCACCUCUUCUUGAGAAGAUCCUCCAGAUGGACCCAGUAGGAACCUUCGUAUUGAUGGGAUCCGUGGUCUGCUUCCUACUGGCACUACAAUGGGGAGGUGUUUCUCACGCCUGGAACUCCUCCGUCAUUAUCGGACUGCUCGUCGGGGCCGGUCUGAUACUGAUCCUCUUCAUUGCAAACGAAUUCUACCAGCAAGAGCGCGCUCUCCUCGUGCCCCGUCUGUUCAAGAACAAGUCCAUCUCAUUCGCCCUCGCCUUCCAGCUCUUCGGCUCCGGCUCGUUCCUCAACCUCCUCUAUUUUCUACCCCUGUACUUCCAAGUCGUAUCCGGCGUCUCCGCCUCCGACUCGGGGAUCCGAAACUUGCCCUUCAUCCUCGGCAUCGGCCUCCUCACCAUCGUGAGCGGCAUCAUCAUCACCGCAACAGGCCACUACAUCCCCAUGCUCAUCCUCGGCGCCGCCCUCGCCACCAUCGGCAACGGCCUCAUCUACACCCUCGCCGUCGGCUCCCCGUCCUCCGAGUGGAUCGGCUACCAAGCCCUCUCCGGUAUCGGCACCGGCCUCUCCAUCCAAAUCCCCAUCAUCGUCGUCCAGGCCGUCGUCGACCCCGCCGACAUCUCCGCCGCCACCGCAAUGGCCGUCUUCUUCCAGACCCUCGCCGGCGCCGCCUUCAUCCAGACCGCCCAGGCCCUCUUCCAGAACGAACUCAUCACCUCCCUGCCCGCAAACGUCCCCGGCAUCGACCCGCUCCGCGUCGUGUCUACCGGCGCCACCGAGCUGCGCAACGUCUUCCCGCCAAACGAGAUUGUGGGCAUUGUCGCGUCGUAUCUGCAGGGCCUGAAGGACGCGUAUAUCCUUGCUGUUGCCCUGGCUGGCGUCGCGACUGUCAUUGCGAUUGCGGCGCUGAUUUUCGAUAAUCGGAAUCUGAAGGGGAAGGCGAUUGGUGCGGGGGCUGCGUAGGCAGGUGGUUUGGAUUGAUUGGUAUAUAUAGACUUCGUACAUAUAUACAUAUACAUAUAUCUCUGAGACAUAAGAGAGCAGGGGGGGGAGAUUGGAGCGUCAUAUUGCAUAGACCCGGCGUCUUUUUUUUUCUAUAUUGAGAGAUAGAAUAUUGGCUAUUCUUACUUACUUACUUACUUACUUACUUACCUACCUACGUACACAUCAAUAGUAGUUUUUUAUGUCAUCAGUUUUUUUUUUAAAAA